UCCUAUUUUUGUGAGUGAUUUUGAACCUCCGUGUUUUUCAGAUUUUGGCAGAGAGUGCAGCCAGUAAUGAAGGGAUAGAUGCACCUAGCACUGUAGAUUUUGAAGAGACAGAGGGCUUCUCUCUACAGGAUCCUGGACCAUUAGUGCUUCAUCGUGGGUCACAGUGCAACAUCAAAUGUCUGCAACGCUCAUCAGCUGUUCAGGCAAAGGCUGAAAUGGUUAGUGUGGGGACUCAGACUGAGCAACACUGCCCAGUUCUGUCCAAAGUGAGGAUGAAUCAUCCUCUGAUGUCAUGGACCAUUCUGAUCUGUCAUGGAUCCCAGACGAGGAGAUGAGUAGUGAGUCAUCUGAUGAGGAGAAUUCAGAAGAGCCAAUACAGGAAUCUCUCAAUGACCCCAAUGUGGCUGACAAGUUCAUUGUUUGCCUAAGCCAGCUUAUGUGUCUGUUCACAAUUUGCUCGGUCUGUUGUGGGGAAACCCAGGGACAAAUAGAGUACCAGGAAGGGACUUACAUAAAAAUCAAGCAGGCCUGCACAGCAUGUGGCUAUCAGCGUUACUGGCAGAAUCAAAAUAUGCUGCACCGAAACAUGCCCGCCUGCAAUCUUCAACUCAGCGGUGCCAUUCACUUUUCGGGCUGCAUGGCUACUCAGACCAUCAGAAUGCUGAAGCUGUUUGGGCUGCAGUGCAUCAGUGCAAGCACUUUUUUCCGCCAUCAGCGCUUCUACACAAUUCCUACCAUCGUGCAGGCCUGGCAGAAUGAGCAGAGAGGGAUCAUCAGAGAGUUGAAGGAGAUUGGGGGUGGACUGAUCCUCUCUGGUGACUGCAGAUCAGACUCCCCAGGACAUUGUGCCAAAUAUGGAACAUAUUCCUUCAUUGAAGACCGAAUAAACAAGGUUUUGGAUCUUCAACUUGUCCAGAGCUCAGAAGUCCCAAGCAGCACCUGGUGUAAGAUAGAGGGACUGAAGCGCAGUGUGCAGUUCCUGAAGGACCAAGUCAUGCAGGUGUCAGCCCUAAUAACCGACAGAAAUCGCCAGGUUGCUAAGUGGGUCCGUGAGGAGUUGUGUCCAGAAGGAACAAGCCAUUUCUACGACAUCUGGCAUAUUGGGCAAAGUUUACAAAAAGCACUGGUUACUGUGGCCAAGGAGAAGGAUUGCGAGGACCUGAAGCUAUGGAGACCUGCCAUCAUCGACCAUUUAUACUGGACUGCGUCUUCCACCCCAAAUGGCGAUCCCGAUAAGAUGGAGGCCAAGUGGCAGAGCAUGCUGAACCAUGUUCAGGAUAUACAUGAACACAGUUACCCUUCAUUUCCGCAAUGUGCACACCCACCUCUGGAAGGAGAGGGAAGAAACAAGCAGUGGCUGGAACCAGGAUCAACAGCUGCGAUAAAGUUGGAAAGUGUUGCUUCCAGAAAGGCCCUGCUGAAGGAUAUUCGACAGCUUUCACCGCAACACCAAACAUUUUCCUUGGAGGCAUUCCAUUCUUUAAUCCUGCACUUUGCACCAAAGCACACCGGCUUCUCUUUUCUUGGAAUGAACAGCAGACUUCUGUUAGCGGCCCUCCACUUCAAUAACAAUGGAGACAGAGAAUUAGCCCGAACAAACAGUGGUGAGGCACGCUAUACAGUCCGUUACCCCCGGUUUCGGAAGGGUGGCUGGGUCGUUUGACCCAUAAAGGAGAAACCAUCAUAUGAAUAUGCAUCGGCCCUGAUGAUCUCACUGAGAGAGGUAUACAUAAGGUCACC
Perca fluviatilis (European perch) is the source of this 1740-nucleotide messenger RNA. RefSeq lists its product as uncharacterized. The transcript has 11 exons. NCBI's taxonomy places the organism in Eukaryota, Metazoa, Chordata, Actinopteri, Perciformes, Percidae. The coding region runs from base 293 to 1663 and encodes 456 amino acids. The record is from RefSeq and is a predicted model, not a curated record.